Messenger RNA from Neopelma chrysocephalum (saffron-crested tyrant-manakin), 593 nucleotides. Its product is annotated as arginine-glutamic acid dipeptide repeats protein-like. The coding region runs from base 15 to 416 and encodes 133 amino acids. Gene Ontology annotation, molecular function: chromatin binding. The transcript has 4 exons. The record is from RefSeq and is a predicted model, not a curated record. NCBI's taxonomy places the organism in Eukaryota, Metazoa, Chordata, Aves, Passeriformes, Pipridae.
UUCCCUUUUUAGUAAUGCCUUUAGACCUUGUUUUUCAGAGCAAACGGGACCAUCUCCUCAUGAACGUCAAGUGGUACUAUCGCCAGUCGGAGGUCCCAGACUCCGUCUACCAGCACUUGGUCCAGGACAGGCACAACGAGAAUGACUCUGGACGAGAGCUGGUUAUCACAGACCCCGUUAUCAAGAACAGAGAGCUCUUCAUUUCGGAUUACGUGGACACUUACCACGCUGCUGCCCUCAGAGGGAAGUGCAACAUCUCCCAUUUCUCUGACAUUUUUGCUGCUCGAGAGUUCAAAGCCAGAGUGGAUUCAUUUUUCUACAUCCUGGGCUAUAAUCCAGAGACAAGAGUUCAACAAAAGACUACCUCCAGUUUCAGUAAUUCUCACAUCACUAAAAAAAGUCUGAUUGUGGAAUAAAACCCUCAGCUAAUCUUAAAGCCAGAGACUGAGUGUUAACACCUUGAAUAGUGUUAAUCAAGGCAGUCAGGAGAGCUGCAAUGUGUUCCUGGCUCUCCAGGGUGUGGGAUGCAUCCACUGAGCUCAUCCUGCCAGCUGAGAAAGGAAACUCAUUUUACGUGGAGUACUUGAAAAUAA